CUACCCGCCGCAUAGUAUGAGCUCCUCUGUCUCUGCGCGGACGCAUAAUGAUACAGAUGGUUUUAUUACGGUAUCCCGCUUUAUGGUGACCGAAACUGCUGUUGUUUAGGAAAAAUAUCCCCCCCCUGUUACCAGUUGUGUUUUUUGGAUGCGCCAUGCAGUCUCGCUGGUGGAGUUGUGGCAUUCGGCUGGUGGCAUGGACGUGGGUUUGGAGUCUGGCAUUGCUCGGAGCAUUGUGCAUCCCCGCAAACGAAGUGAACCUGCUGGAUUCUCGCUCUGUGAUGGGAGACCUAGGAUGGGUGGCCUAUCCUAAGAAUGGGUGGGAGGAGAUCGGCGAAGUAGACGAGGACUACGCUCCCAUCCACACCUACCAAGUGUGCCGGGUCAUGGAGCAGAACCAGAACAACUGGCUCCACACCAACUGGAUCCUGACCGAGGGUGCCCAGCGGGUCUUCAUCGAGCUCAAAUUCACCCUGAGAGACUGCAACAGCCUGCCUGGGGGGGUUGGGACCUGCAAGGAGACGUUUAACAUGUAUUACUAUGAAACGAAUGGGGACGAGGAGGAAAUGGAGGAUGGAGAGAUGAGAGAUGGAACGGGGAUGACAGAAGAGGAAGACAGGGUUAUGAAGGAGAGCAGAUAUAUCAAAAUUGACACCAUAGCAGCUGACGAGAGCUUUACCGAGCUAGACCUAGGGGACCGCGUGAUGAAGCUCAACACGGAAGUCCGCGAUUUAGGUCCCUUGAGCCGGAAGGGCUUCUACCUGGCAUUUCAGGAUUUGGGGGCCUGUAUAGCUUUAGUGUCAGUGCGUGUGUUCUACAAACGCUGCCCGUUUCUGGUGAAGAGUUUAGCCGAGUUCCCCGACACCAUCCCAGGCUCAGAGGCCUCGCAGCUGGUGGAGGUAGUGGGCCGCUGCGUCAAUAACUCCCUGCCUUUAUACGAGCCUCCCAGGAUGCAUUGCAGCACCGAGGGUGAAUGGCUGGUGCCCAUCGGGAAGUGUGUGUGCCAGCCAGGAUUUGAGGAAAUCAACGGAUCCUGUCAAGUUUGCAAAGUGGGGUUUUACCGCUCGCUGCUUGAGUCUUUGGCCUGCAGUAAAUGUCCACCCCACAGUUUGGCCAGGCAGACAGGAGCCACUGCUUGCAGCUGUGAGGAUGGAUACUAUAAGAUUGACUCCGACCCUCCCAAUAUGGCCUGCACACAUCCUCCCUCUGCUCCACGUAAUGCCAUCUCCAAUGUCAACGAGACCAGUGUCUUCCUGGAGUGGUCCGUUCCCAUGGAAACAGGUGGCAGGAAGGAUGUGCGCUACAACAUCCUAUGCAGACGGGUUUUGCCAGAUGGAAGGGGCCUGGAAGAAUGCGGCCCCAACGUACGCUUUUUGCCACGUCGUGUCGGCCUGUCAAACACCUCUGUGAUGGUGGCCGACCUGCAGUCACACACUAACUACAGCUUCCUGCUGGAGGCUGUCAACGGGGUGUCAGAGCUGGCCAAAGACCACGCGAAGCAGUAUGUGUCACUUAAUGUGACAACCAAUCAGGCAGCACCCUCCCCAGUGAGUGUGGUGAGAAAAGGUCACACAGGGAAGAGCAGCAUCAGCCUUUCUUGGGCAGAGCCUGACCGCCCUAACGGCAUCAUCCUGGAGUAUGAGAUCAAGUAUUUUGAAAAGGAGCAGGACUCCAGUUACACUAUUAUAAAAUCCAAGGAGACUGAGAUGGUGGUGGAAGGCCUGAAGCCCUCUUCAGCCUACAUCUUCCAGGUGAGAGCCAGGACCUCAGCAGGCUAUGGCGCAUUUAGCCGACGUUUUGAAUUCCAGACCAGCCCUUACUUAACUGCUACCAGUGAGCGUGCUCAGGCUUCGAUAGUAGCUGUGGCCAUCACAUUGGCUUUGGUCCUACUGGCUGUAGUCGCUGGAUUCCUGCUCAGUGGACGGCGGUGUGGCUACAGCAAAGCAAAGCAGGAUCCUGAAGAGGAGAAGAUGCACUUUCACAACGGUCACAUAAAGUUCCCGGGGGUGCGUACCUACAUUGACCCCCUCACCUAUGAAGAUCCCAACCAGGCAGUGCAUGAAUUUGCUCAGGAGAUUGACGUCUCAUUCAUCUCCAUAGAGAGGAUCAUUGGAGCCGGGGAAUUUGGAGAGGUGUGCAGCGGACCGCUGAGGCUGCCCGGGAAAAGAGAAAUCCAGGUUGCCAUUAAAACCUUGAAAGCAGGUUACACAGAGCAGCAGAGACGCGACUUCCUGUGGGAGGCGUCAAUCAUGGGCCAGUUUAACCAUCCAAACAUCAUCCAUCUGGAGGGCGUGGUCACAAAGAGCAAACCAGUGAUGAUCAUCACUGAAUACAUGGAGAAUGGAUCACUGGACACAUUCCUCAAGAAAAAUGAUGGUCAGUUUACUGUGAUCCAGCUGGUUGGUAUGCUGCGUGGCAUUGCGUCUGGCAUGAGAUACCUUUCCGACAUGGGCUAUGUCCACCGUGAUCUUGCAGCUCGUAACAUCCUGGUUAACAGUAACCUCGUGUGUAAAGUGUCUGAUUUCGGCCUUUCCCGAGUCCUGGAAGAUGACCCGGAGGCUGCGUACACCACACGGGGCGGAAAGAUUCCUAUUCGGUGGACGGCUCCAGAGGCAAUCGCGUACAGGAAGUUCACCUCAGCCAGCGAUGUGUGGAGUUACGGGAUUGUCAUGUGGGAAGUGAUGUCAUACGGAGAGAGGCCAUACUGGGAGAUGUCCAAUCAAGAUGUAAUAAAGGCCGUAGAGGAGAGUUAUAGGUUGCCAGGUCCUAUGGACUGCCCUGAGGCUCUGUACCAUCUAAUGAUGGACUGUUGGCAGCGAGAACGCAGCAACCGCCCCAAGUUUGAUGAGAUUGUCUGCCUACUAGACAAACUUAUUCGCAACCCCAGUUCAUUAAAAAAACUGGUCAACUCUUCACACAGGGUUUCCAAUCUGUUAGUGGAACAUGCCAGUGUAGAAGGGGACUGCAGCACUCGGAGCCAGACCGUAGGGGAGUGGCUCGACUCCAUCAAGAUGGGUCGUUAUACUGAGCUCUUCAUGGAAGGAGGUUACUCUUCACUAGAGACAGUGGCUCAGAUGACGUCAGAGGAUUUGCGAAGAGUAGGAGUGAACCUGGCUGGACAUCAGAAGAAAAUCAUCACUACUAUUCAGGAGAUGAGAGUCCAUAUGAACAACACCAAUUCGACUGUAAACAUCUGAUGCACAUGUAUAGGGACACGCGCACACACACAUAUAUACAUACACACAAUAUAUGGACCUAGUAUGUGACAAAAAGACUUGCUGUUGGACCUAGAGCGGCUUAGCACUUUCUACGGACAAGGAAACCCAGUGUUAAGGAUCUAAACGAGAGCAUCCACAUUUUUGUGGUUCUUGUGUGUGGAGUUUGCUUGUGAUGUCAUUGGGGAUAUUUGACAUUGCAGCACAAAAACCAAACUGAACUCAGCUGAGCGGUGCUACAUGAAGGGAAGAUGAUGGUGAGCUUAACUGAACUUAAGUGAAAACUUUUCCUUCUAAUUAUUCAAUUUGUGUGAAUGUGGACUCUCUGUGCACUGUUUUGGUUCUCUCAGAUCGAGAAACAUGAAACAUAUGCCGCAAAUCUGGCUCUGAGAGCAACCAGCACUUUUUUGGCUGUGUCACACAUAUGGGAGUUUCAUGCAGCGUGCUCACACUGAACUUUUUCAGCCUGUCUCAGGUGAUCUGAACCCAGUGGAUCUGAAAAGUACCAACAUUUUCUCUGGAAGUACAUUUUCGUCAAUCAUUGAAUUGGACACCACUCUCAGGCAGGUUAAACAUGUUUUUAUGGACCAACAGUCUUUGCUUUGCCAUGCUGAUGUGCUUUGGAUUUUGCUGUUGGAUUUUGUUGACCUUUUGGCAGUUGUAAUCCAGCUGUACAACUCACGGAAGAUUCAGACUCAUAUUCGGCAUCAUGUACUUCAUUAUCUUACACAGCAAUUCUAGACAAGAAUACAUAUUGCCACCUUAAUUGUUUAAAGAGGCUGAAAUUUAAAAUACAACAAAGUCUAUGACAAGGA
Messenger RNA from Micropterus salmoides (largemouth bass), 4030 nucleotides. RefSeq names its product ephrin type-A receptor 5. Gene Ontology annotation, biological process: protein phosphorylation; cell surface receptor protein tyrosine kinase signaling pathway; axon guidance. The transcript has 19 exons. Lineage: Eukaryota; Metazoa; Chordata; Actinopteri; Centrarchiformes; Centrarchidae. Gene Ontology annotation, molecular function: protein binding; transmembrane-ephrin receptor activity; ATP binding. The coding region runs from base 156 to 3197 and encodes 1013 amino acids. The record is from RefSeq and is a predicted model, not a curated record. Gene Ontology annotation, cellular component: neuron projection; plasma membrane.